GGUGUGGGGACCAAGAAGGGGCAGGACCUCGGCUCCUGGAGCUAAGGAGGGGUGGGGGCGUUCGCAGCCGCUGGGUCAAGCAAUGACUCUGCCACUGGCCCUGGCCGGGCAAGGUGGCAGCUGUAGGCUGGGGCUGCAGACUCUUUUCCCCUCUCCCCAUCGCGGACCCUCCCUCCUCUGUCACCUGCCCCCGAAGGUCUGCUCCCCACAACCAUCUAGGCCCCAAGGGGAAGAGACAGCUGUCUGGGGGAGGAUGCGGCCGCCGGCGAAGGAGGCCGGGCGCCAGGGCCCGCAGGAGCGAGGCGGGAAGAGCGCACCCGGCGCGGGGCGGGGUGAGGGAGGCGCCAAGGCGGCGCCCUCGACGGAGCCCUCGAUGGAGCCCCCGAAGCCGGGCUGGGCCCUGACGCCGCAGGGACUGGCGGCCUUGCUCCCCGCGCAACGCCGCCGCCUCCUGCUCUUCGGCGACCUGCUGGAGGAUGUGGGCGCGGCCGCCUCCACCUUUCCGCGCGGGUCGGCGGAGCCGGGACACCGCAUGCCAGACCCGCACAUGUGGACGCAGCCGCUCGAGCUGCCCUCGGAGCGCCAGAACCUGCUCCUGGGCGUCCUAAAGGCGGCAGAGGCUCGCGGGCGAGUCCGCGACCUGCGGCGGCGCUACACCCGCAUGCGGGCCGAGGAAAUCGCGCUGCUCAUUCAGCAGCAGAAGUCCGCGCGCGCCUCCAUCCGGCUCGAACUGUUCCUGCCACCACAGCUGAGGCCCACGCGGAUCCCGGAUCCCCUGGACCGCCAAGAGCGGAGGCGUGUGGAGGCCAUCCUGGAGGAGAACGCGGACAGCAGUAUCUUCCCGCGGUGACGGCGACCCAGAGCGUGCGACCUGCCCCAACCUUCCACAUAAAGUUAUCAUUCUCCGAA
Molecule: messenger RNA, 909 nt
Organism: Callithrix jacchus (white-tufted-ear marmoset)
Lineage: Eukaryota; Metazoa; Chordata; Mammalia; Primates; Cebidae
Gene: LKAAEAR1
Product: LKAAEAR motif containing 1
Source: RefSeq, a predicted model, not a curated record